AUGACAGAGAACAGUUCGAACAAGUCGACCGACAACGGCGAGAGCACAGAAUCAAUCACGAACGCUAUGUCGCAGUUCAUUCAGCUGAUCGCUAAGUCGGUGUCUCAGCGAUCGGAAGCAAAGAUGCGACAAGAGUCUUUCGACGACCAAGUUGCCCCUGCUGUUCGAGAGGCGGAUUUGGCGAAUCGUGCUGCAUCAGAGCGUUGUCUCGCUCGAAUCCAGGAGUCGUUUCAACGUUAUCGACAAGGGGUAGAGCCUUUUGCGGAAGAUGUGACUGGGCUGGGAAGUAAGUGGGGCGUGCUGCGACGGAUGCCAGGCGAUUGGAUGACCGGAUCGAAUUCAGUCGAGGCAUUCAUCUCGGGCAAACUGGAGCAAUAUGUAUUUUCGGCGCAGGAGAUCCAACGCGAUAUCGAUGCUUCAUUGGCCUUGUUUCGCGAAGACGUCGAAGCCAACCGCAAUGUCAUGCUCAGGAAGGUAAAAACAGCGACAGCGGGGCUUUCCUUGCCUGCGAUACAGAACCUGGGCACUCAGAAGUUCUCGCAGCAGGUCGCUGAGAAGGUUCGCGAGUUUUCCACGGAAAUCGCAGUUGAUGAAAUUUUGGAUUUGGUUGUGAUUGAAGUGGCCUCGGGCGCAGGCGGUUAUGCCGCGGAGCAAGUCUUCAUGACCAUGCUGGUACGAAUUGGCACGACUGCAGGAGGAGCGACCGUCGGAAGUGCUGCGGCAGGAAGUGGCCUCGGAUCAACAGCCGGUCCAUUGGGUACCGGUGUUGGAGUGGUCGCUGGUUUGAUCGCGGGGCUGAUCAUUGACCAAGUGUUGGGGGAAUACGCCAGGUCCGAUGUGAGCAAGCAAUUGUUGGAACUGAUCGAUCAAAUCGAAGUCGCCGCGAUUCAUGGUGUCCCGGGACGUACGAAUUUCGAGAUAGACGCCUCCCCUUGCCUGAAGCAUGUUCUGCAAAAUACAUGUGACGAACUCAACCGUGCCAAUCUGGAAAUUUUAAAGCAAUCGAUUCUGGGGGUGAAAACGUGA
Molecule: messenger RNA, 1026 nt
Organism: Symbiodinium sp. CCMP2456
Lineage: Eukaryota; Dinophyceae; Suessiales; Symbiodiniaceae
Source: the annotation of a GenBank genome assembly